Cuscuta europaea is the source of this 1163-nucleotide messenger RNA. The record is from the annotation of a GenBank genome assembly. NCBI's taxonomy places the organism in Eukaryota, Viridiplantae, Streptophyta, Magnoliopsida, Solanales, Convolvulaceae.
AUUGAAUUACUCCUAUUUGGGUAAAUCCCCCGUCAUAAUCCAAACAAAUGUGAAGUACCUAAGAUCCCAACCAUAAAAAUUCGGCAAGUCGCUGGUAGGUGGCUUCAGCCUUCAGACAAGAGCAAUUCCAAUUUGGAUCAGGUAGGAAGAGGCCGGGGGAUAUCAAUAAUGGUCUCCAAUCUAUGGACGCCACUCAGGGAAACUCUUUUCCAGUACACAGGGCUGUCUCCGACGUCCUUCUUUACAAUUGCGGCGCUGAUGGUGGCGGCUUACCAGCUCGUUUCUUACUUAUUCGGCGGCGCCGAUGACCACAUGUUUGUCAAGAAGGCCGAGGAAGCUGCUGCUCGCCGCCGGCAGCACGUCCUGUUGGGCGACAUGACCUCAGGUGCCCUCCUAGCUUACAAUGGGUCCGACCCGAAAAGGCCCUUACUCAUGGCUAUCAGAGGACAAAUCUAUGAUGUGUCCAGUUCCAGGAUGUUCUAUGGUCCGGGAGGGCCUUAUGCAAUGUUUGCUGGGAAGGAUGCAAGCAGAGCCUUAGCUCAACUGUCAUUUGACCCUAGAGAGAUUAAUGGGAACCUUGAAGGCCUAAGUGAUGCUGAGCUGGAAAUUCUGCUGGAUUGGGAGGACAAAUUCAUGGAUAAGUACCCUAAGGUGGGACAAAUUGUCUCUGAAAAGAAGACAGUUGGUGAGUUCGCAAAUACAGACAUGUAUUUGGGAAGUAGUUGAAUCAGAGAUUAGCGAAUGUAUAAUGAAUUCCAGUGCAGAUAACAAAGAAGUCAUCUGGUUGGGGAGCUCAUACCCCAGUCCCCAGAUAGACAAGGCUGAUAUGGCAACUUCUGCAAGUUUCAAAUAUUUACAGUAAGUAAUACACUUUUGGGAAUAAGACCUGGAUGUUGUUGUUGUAUCCAGCAAGUAAGACCAAUGCUCCAACACAUCGCGGUUUAAAUAAGAGUAAAACAUACUCUACCAUAUUUCUCCAAAUAGAAGUAUCAUUUUUUUUUGUUUUUUUAUUCUUUUAAUAGGACUAUAUGAGUUCCAUUUUGAGAACAAAACAUACCCUUACUUUUUAGAUUUGUACAUAUUUUAGUCAUAUUUUGAUUAGAUUAACGUGCAUUUGUGCCACAUGGACUUCUUAAUAGAAAUCAAAUUUAAAACAGAUAAUG